This is a messenger RNA of Dendrobium catenatum, 1935 nucleotides long. Its product is annotated as probable ADP-ribosylation factor GTPase-activating protein AGD6. The record is from RefSeq and is a predicted model, not a curated record. The transcript has 3 exons. Gene Ontology annotation, biological process: vesicle-mediated transport. Lineage: Eukaryota; Viridiplantae; Streptophyta; Magnoliopsida; Asparagales; Orchidaceae. Gene Ontology annotation, molecular function: GTPase activator activity. Bases 282 to 1664 code for a protein of 460 amino acids.
GCACCCAAUGGUUUAUAGGUGGAUUCGGAGCAAACAAGACCCCACUCCCCCGGCGGAGAGAGAAAGAAGAGGAGGCCCGGUCCCAAUUGCAAUUCUUCAACCUCCUCUCCUUUCCUCCUUUCUCCUCCGCCGACGCCGUCUUCUGUCGCCGGAAUUCUGAACCCUAAAACAGCGGAAGACUUUGUUGCGAAUCAAUCGAUCUAGGGUUUGCCUCCGAUUUCUCUUCCCUUUAUCUUAAUUUCGAACCGGAGAUCUAGAUCCGGUCGAUCGCCAGAACUUUGAUGGCGGCUGCGGCGGCGGCAUCGGCGUCGAGACGGCUGCGAGAGCUCCAAUCGCGUCCGGGUAACAAAACGUGCGUGGACUGCUCGCAGAAGAAUCCUCAGUGGGCAUCGGUUUCCUACGGCGUUUUCAUGUGCCUCGAAUGCUCCGGCAAGCAUCGCGGUCUAGGUGUUCACAUCAGCUUCGUUCGAUCCGUGACGAUGGAUUCCUGGUCCGAGAUACAGCUUAAGAAGAUGGAGGCCGGCGGCAACGAUCUUCUCAAUGCAUUCUUGGUGCAGUACGGUGUCUCAAAGGAGACUGAUAUUGUUGCUAAGUACAACACGAACGCUGCUAGCGUCUACCGCGACCGGAUCCAGGCCAUUGCUGAGGGCCGGCCGUGGCGCGAUCCGCCGGUCGAGAAGGAAACGAUCGGUGUCGGUGCGAAGAAGCCGCCGCUUGCGCAGUCGGUGAAUUCAAGCAACGACGGCUGGGAUAGCUGGGACAGUAAUGACUAUCGCUCGGUUGAUAUGAGGAGGAAUCAGUCGGCCAACGAUGUCAGACCUGGGACUAUUGGAGCUGGGAAAGGUGGGGUGCCGUCAAGAUCUAGAUCUACGGAGGAUAUAUACACAAAGGCGCAGCUGGAGGAUUCCUCCGCUAAUAAAGAGAGCUUCUUUGCUAGGAAAAUGGCGGAAAAUGAAUCCCGCCCGGACGGAAUCCCGCCAUCCCAGGGAGGAAAGUACGUGGGGUUUGGAUCAACUCCACCGCCAUCGGCCCAGCGGAAUGGCACACAAGGGGAUGUGCUGCGCGAUACGAUGUCCGUUGUUUCUCAGGGCUUUGGUCGACUAUCUCUGGUUGCAGCUUCUGCUGCACAAUCUGCUGCAAGUGCCGUCCAGGCAGGAACAAAGGAAUUUUCGUCAAAGGUGAAGGAAGGAGGAUAUGAUCAAAAGAUGAACGAAACAGUUAGUGUGGUGACAACAAAAACCACUGAGAUCGGGCAGAAAACAUGGGGAAUCAUGAAAGGUGUCAUGGCAAUGGCUUCACAGAAGGUUGAGGAAUUCGCAAAGGAAAGUAACUGGAAAGCUGAUGACAGGCAGCAAAAUGAUGGGCUAAAGAACGCCUAUUAUCAGGAUUUUGGAGGGAAGGGUGGUGAUAGUUGGGGUUUUCCAAAUGAACAAUCUAGCCUGCAAUACAAUUCUGCCAGCUCCUGGGAUGACUGGGAUGAGAAGGAUCGAAAAGUCGAGUCCGGCAAGAGUCGGCAAAAUGGUAAUGACUGGGCUGGGUGGGAUGAUGUGAAGGACGAUGACUAUGAGGACGAUAAGCAUCACCACAGCUCGCCGUCGCCGGCCAAGGGUUCCAAUCAGCCCGGAAAAUCUGCUUCUCGGUGGACCGAUGGCGGUUUCCUUUAGUAGUUUAGCUUCUCCUCUCCAGGCUUUUCCUUCUUCAUACAAGAUCUUUGAGAAAGGAUUGUGUGCUUAUGGGAAAUUUAUACUGUUUGUUUAAUUAAUAUUGGGUCCAAUAGACUAAUAAAUAUUGUAUAUGGUGCGAAACUUGGUCUUCUACUCUGUUCCCUUAUUCCAUGACUUCAUUUUAAAUUUAUGUUCUGAUAACUGAACGUCCAUGUUAUGGUUUUUGCUUAUAUUUAAUUAUAGCUUGGUGCUCAAAUUGGCUGAUAAAAAA